GAAGCAAAAUAAAGAAAUGGGAAGCGGGAAACCAGAAAUACACUCAAAGACAAAGGGGAAGAAGGGGUUAUCUCUCAGAAACCCUAGUAAAAAAAUCAACUUCAAGAAGAAAAAGGGUAUCAACAAGAAGACUGACCAAUCCAAAAACGAAGAAAACCAGAACAAGAGCGAGGCUUCUACACCAGCUUCAGCUUCCCAGCAGCUUAGUUUUUUCAUAAACGAGUUUCAAUCUGCCAAUGGGGUUCAGCUUUCAUCUAUUGAGCUCGAAUCAAUUAAGGAGACCUGCUUUGUUGAGUUAUCUCAAGAAUCGGGUCAAGAUGUUAUGGCCUUAGGGAGCCACAUGAAGGCGGCUUUUGGCCCAUCUUGGAAACAAGUUCUUUGUGAAGGGAAGUUGGUGGAAGGCAUUAUUGAUCCGGGGAGUCCUGCUGUUCUUAUUAUUUCUACAUCUGCCUUGAGAUCUCUAGAACUUCUAAGGGGUGUGCGCUCUUUGACGAAAGAAUGUCAUGCUGCGAAGCUAUUCUCCAAGCAUAUGAAGGUCGAGGAACAGAUAGCCAUGUUGAAGAACCGCGUAAAUUUUGCUAGCGGCACACCCAGCAGGGUAAAGAAGUUGAUCGACAUUGAGGCACUGGGGCUCUCACGGUUAACAAUGAUUGUGCUUGACAUGCACGCAGAUGUUAAGGGUUAUUCAUUGUUUACCCUUCCGCAAGUCAGGGACGAGUUCUGGGACUUGUAUAAAGAUUUCUUUCAUCAACGACUAUUGCAAGGCCAUCUACGCAUCUGUCUAUUUGGUCCUAUACCAAGCGCAAACGGUAAGGAGUUCAAGGGUAAAAAAGAAGAGUCCCUACUGAACAAGUAACAGAACCUCAGUUAUAAAUUUUGAGCUGUGUAUUAUUUUUAACUUUACUGGAUUCCAUGAAAUGUUAUACCAGCUUUAUCUUCUCAGUA
This is a messenger RNA of Populus euphratica (Euphrates poplar), 945 nucleotides long. Its product is annotated as U3 containing 90S pre-ribosomal complex subunit. The record is from RefSeq and is a predicted model, not a curated record. NCBI's taxonomy places the organism in Eukaryota, Viridiplantae, Streptophyta, Magnoliopsida, Malpighiales, Salicaceae. The transcript has 6 exons. Gene Ontology annotation, cellular component: nucleus; 90S preribosome. The coding region runs from base 17 to 856 and encodes 279 amino acids.